Stegostoma tigrinum is the source of this 2815-nucleotide messenger RNA. Its product is annotated as PHD finger protein 3-like. NCBI's taxonomy places the organism in Eukaryota, Metazoa, Chordata, Chondrichthyes, Orectolobiformes, Stegostomatidae. Gene Ontology annotation, biological process: DNA-templated transcription. Gene Ontology annotation, cellular component: nucleus. The transcript has 6 exons. The record is from RefSeq and is a predicted model, not a curated record. Bases 123 to 1895 code for a protein of 590 amino acids.
UAUUGAGAGUCACUUGGAGCUUUUAUGAACGAGAACUGAGAAUGGUUUAUAAAGAAUAUGGAGCUGAGUUGGGUAUAUGGAAUGUGACCUGACUAAAUGGUACAGAGUGCUUGAAAGACUGAAUGGUAUUUUGCUGUUCCAGCAUAUGGAAUUGUGGUUUGAAGGGUCCAAUGGUUCCACCUAUGAAGAGUGGAUUAAGAAGAACAAAAGAAUCUUGCCUGGCUUCCAAUUUAUUGAAUUCGGCUCCAGACAUUUUGGGUGAUGAGAUUACUUUGUUAGAAUCAAAAUGCUUCUCACCGAAAGAAAAUACGGCUGGUUUACCAAACCCCAGCAAGUGCCCUGCCGCACUCAAAAGAUUUCAUCCUCAGACCCAUGUUGUUUGGAAGGGAUUUAUCCAGGUGUUAAACAUGAAACGGUUCUUGGUGAAAGCAUAUCCUGUGCUUGGUCGCACGGAUCAUCUCACAGAGGCUUUAUCCACUACCAUCACUGUUGGAAAGUGUGUUCUGCCUGAACCAAUUUGGGAUUCUGUAAACAGGUUGUGCUGUUCUGGGAGAAAGGAAAUAUGCAUUGUACGUUUCAAACCUGCUACGAGUGGAGAUGUUUGCCCUUACACCUUGUACUACUCGUAUUUAAAUAGCCGGCAGAGGUAUGGUGCUGUGGUACUUGAGCAGAAGUCACUUAAGAGCAUAUAUCUCAUACCUCUUCCUGCGUUACAGAAAAUUCCAUCCAGAUUGCCACCUCUCAGUGGUCCAGGUUUGGAAUCAUCACACUCCGAUCUGUUGCUGGCAUUAACAUUCCCUAAGAAGCAAUAUUCAUCAACUACCUUCAGGAAGCCUUAUGAAUGUAGAAGUAGUACUGAUAGGUACCUUCAGGAAAACAAAUAUAGACAAAAAUGCACUGAAAACAUCAACAAAGAGCACCUUUCUGACCACCCUUCAGCUAAAUGGGGAGCCCAAACAAGCACCCUGCCAAUGUUACCCAUCUUGCCCUUCACCCAACCAAGGGUGUGUAAAGACAAGCCAUCAGAUUUGCUGUCUGGGAACCUGUUGUCCAGUGAAGAACAAUCCUCUUCUACUGACUUAGCAAAUAACUUUGCUGUUGAGAUAUUUCAGUCCUCCUACGGUCAAGAUCAGGUGUCACAUGGGAUAGAAAACAUGUUUGGAGCUUCUGCUUUUCUGGGUGAAUGGGCGAAUGAUGGACAAAGUGAGGACAUUGUCACAAAUGAACAAGACAAUCAUUGGAAUGAUGCAGGGAAGGAAAGUGAGAGCAUGACAAAAACUAAAAUGUUCAACAUUGAAACAAACCUGUUAGCUCAUUUUAAGCCAGCAGACAUCUUAACCGAAAACUUUCUACUCAGUGAGACCCGAUUGAAUUCAGCACUUCUACAAGAAGUAGAGCCAAAGAUAGAAGGGAAUGAACCAACAAAUGAACAAGAGGCUGAUGGAGCUGUGAGUGCCCAGUACACACAAGAUAUGCAAACCUAUAUUAAAGAACUGGAUAAAUUAUUCACUAAUGUUCCAGUGAGCACCUUUUCACAACAUGAAGAUUGUAACCAUCUGCGCUCCACAAUCUCUUGCUGCGCUGAAGUUUUGAACCAUCUUCUAUCUGCUGGUGACAACAGUCGAGUCACUGAGCUUCAGAUCCAAAUGGAUCCAUAUGGAAAUCGAUGUAACGCCACAGCAAGUCGGGAAAGUUCUGAACAUAUUCCUCAAUCUGAUGAUCCACUUCCAUUGCACUCAGCUCAGACACCCAAUAACUUUCAACAUUUUGGCCACAGUGGAAUCAUGACUCUAGAGCCUAGUGUUCACUUUCCUGAUUUGCUAGCUAAUGAAGUGACAAUGGAACAAGUAGAGGCUCCAUUUCAAAAUGGAUCAACUUUAUCCCUUCAGGUUUAAUUCUUCUCAUGAUCAAACAGGAAUAGAUGCAAAGUCACACCAACCUCCAAGGCAACAUUUGUUCUCUCCCUAUUGUCUCAUAAUGCAUCGCCAUUAUACAGAUAUACAUGUGGACAUGCAUAAGAUCCAACAGUGCUCUCAGGAGUUCUGAAAUGCUGCAGUGAUUGAGUCUCAUAACGCCCAAGAGUGCACUUUAGCAGACAGAAUCUUGAAAAAUGCGAUCGUAAAGCCAUUGGAUGGGUCAACUGAAUAGAUUUGGUAAAAAUCUUUUAGUGAAUGAAAGGGGAACAUAAUAUUGAAAGAAUAGGAUACAAAAUGCACAGCAGAAUCAUGUGUUAAAUGGGAUUGCAAUAAUACGAGGUAGGCAACAGAAAUCACUGGCUAAAAGCUUUAUGGCAAGCCAUUUUCAGUAAUACUGAUGUACUGAGCUGGUCUGUCUCUGUUGCAAUGGCAGAUUUUAGUAGCUAAACCAUGUCUCUUGAAAAUGUUCCAUUUCAAGACCUGGUAUUAUCAUUAAACUCAAAUUUGAUCUUAGAAAGAGAGAUUCUCAACAGAAUAAGAGAGUUUCAUUGGCAGGACUGCCAAGAAAAAGAAGCCAUGAGAUUUAAAUAAUAAUUAGGGGAGAUUUGAUGGUAGUGCUAGCUCCUUAAUAGUUAAGCUUGUCUAGUGUUUUCAGAUUUCUUUUUGUUUAAAAGGCAAUGUUAUUUUGAAGCUUGCCUGACUAGUGUAAAUUAUGUCAAAGGAGAUUGAGACAGUUGAAAGCAUAUAUUUGGUAAAAUUUCAGUUUUUGGUACACUGCAGGUGUGUCAAAUCCUUCUGGGAAUAAAGAAAGAAAGAAAAGUAAGUGGAGGGAAGGUGUGAGAAUGCUUCUAGCUGGUGUAGAGGCUUAAAUUCAAAAUCCAGAUACAUCACAGAUGUUG